UAAACCACCACCUCUCAAGCAAAAGUUUCUAUUUUGUUUACAUUUCAACUUCAACUGGAUUAACAAUGCAAGAAAUAUCUAAAUCACCAUCUCGUGAAGGAGAAAACAAAGAAUCUGAAAUUUAUGAUGAUAAGUUAGAUUCAAAUAUUGUUUGCGAAGAAGAAGCACCUAGGACUGCAAUGACAUUUAGUUCUGAAGAGGAAGUUACCUUGUAUUAUAUGAAUUAUGCUCGACAUAUGGGUUUUGGAAUUAGUAAAAUAAGUUCGAAAAAUGGAGAUGACGGAAAAAAAUAUUUUACUUUAGCAUGUAAGAAAGUAUAUGACAAAAUGAAAGACAUCGAGUUCAAGGUGUCAUUCAAUGAGAAAGAUUUUGAAUUACAAUGUACAUGUUGCUUAUUUGAGUUUAAAGGUAUUUUGUGUAGACACAUCCUUUGUGUGCUUCAAUUGUCAUGUAAAACAGAGUCAGUGCCGCCUUGUUAUAUGUUUUCACAGUGGAGGAAGGAUAUAAAGCGAAAACAUACACUUAUUAAAUGUGGUUUUGAUAACUUGACUGGAAAUGCUGAAUUCCAGCGUGUUGGUAAGGCUUGUGAUGCCUUUUACGAAGUUGCUUCUACAGAGAUAAAGACCGAAGAAGAAUUAUUAAAAGUUAUGGAUUGGAUCAAGGACUUGAAAAUAGAGUUAACUUGUAAAAAGUCAUCUCCAAGAAUUAGAGAAGAAGAUGGUUCAAUUCGAAAUCAAGUGUCUAGCAUUCUUGACCCUGUAGAGGCUCGAAGAAAAGGACGUCCUCGUGAAAAAAGAAAGGCUGCUAAAGUUGAUCAAAUUGUGAAGAAGAAACUUGCAAAAAAGAAAACUCAAACUAGCCAAAAGAGAAAAAAUUCCCAAAGUCAAGAAGAGCAUGAGCAUAAUGAUCUUUUGAGUAGUGGAAAUGGUGGUAUAAAUAGCUUAGCUCCAUUUGAUUCAACUCAAGAGCAGAAUGGUGAUGUAUAUCAGUGUGAGCAAAGGUAUCUAUGGAGGACUGAAUAUGGUACUGUAUACAAUUUAGCUCCCUUCAAUCCAAAUCAAGUACAAAAUGGUGAAUUAGAUCAGGUUUCAUAUUAUUCUCAAAACAUAAACCAAACUGCUACUUGUUCUAAAGUUUCACAGGCACAAAACCAUAUGAAAGACCAGCCGCCAACAUUAUGAAAACAUGAAUCAUCGAGAUAUGAGAAGAAUGGUUCAUCCAUCAUCAUAAAGACAUGAAGUUUUAUUUUUCUGUUUUCAUUUGCUUAUUUCAUUUGUAAGGAUUGUGAUGUUAUUGAUGCUAAAAGAUUUGUUAUUUAAUAAUACAAGACUUUGGAGUAAACAUUGAAGCUAUUUUCAAUACAUUUAACAUUGAAGUAUAACAAAUGUAAACAUAAUCAAAUUUUGUGCAACACAUGAACAAUUAGUUGCAGCACAUACAACAACAUUGUGCAACUAUUCCUAUACACUUUAGCCUAUAUUGCCUAUGCCUAAAAGAGAACAAAAGCGUUCCAAACUUUCCAACCGAUAUUGAAAAUACGAUCAGAUAAAAGGUUCCAAAUCACCCACAUAUAAAGGUUCCAAAUCAGCGCCAAUCCUUCUUUUUGCCGUUUGCUAUACGCACAGCCCAAUAACAUACUAAAAGACAGGACCAGAUUAGGGGGGAGUAAAAUUACAAGUCCCAACCAUCGCAUAAUAAUCUGGUAUCAAACAGUCGCCGUACAGUUGCAGUGCAGAAACAAAUGGACCCCCGAUUCCGCUAUGGCACCACAGAGAACACAAUCAGUUUGAUGUUGCCGAAUAACCCUCUGCUUCCAAAGAUUAUCCUUGGUCUGAAUUCAAUUAAGUAGCAGCUGCCACGAGAAUGCACAAGCCUUAGACGGAGCAGCACAUUUCCACAAGUGUUUGAACACAUAUUCCUCAUGAGGCUCACGAAUACUAUUAUUAUUAAACUUUGCAACCAUCAUAAGGCAAGUAGCUUUCACCGAAAAUCCUUCUGUCUCCCCAACCACUGCCAAAAGUUUCCACCUCCACUUUGCUAGGAGACUUAAAUUGAGCUAUUUGCAUAAAGCUCCAACCUUUCUUCUCUUCUAUAAAUUAGGGUACUCAAUUUUAAAACCAAUGCAAACUGAAUCUGAUGAAGCACAAACAAUGAACUACAAGAAAAUUUAUGUCAACAAAUAAACUUAAAGCCUCAUAAACCAAAUUGGUAAAGAGAGUAAAGAAAAGUAGUACCCAGAAAAGAGAGAGAUGAACAGAGAUUACCAAGAAAUCAAACUAAUCAUAGAGUAAAAAUUAUGGUUGUAGAUCUUGAAAAAUCGAGUAAGAAAAUCAAUAUGUUGGAUUGAUAAAUAUCAAAUUAGGUUUUGAAGAAAGGAAAAGGAACAGUGAAGUUAUGGUUGUUGAUGGAGGAAAGGCCGCAAUAAUCAUGAGAGAAUGAGUGGGUUGCUUCCAUUCCUGAAUUUCACAAUUUUUGCGCUUUGAGACGAUAAUAAGCAAAGACCAAAGAUGAGGUUAAGCAGUUUGUUUCUUAACAAAAAAAUAUAAAAUAAAGGAUUCGUUGUUAUCGUGAAAACAUCCUUCGUAGGAAUAAGCAUUUUCCA
Messenger RNA from Trifolium pratense (red clover), 2602 nucleotides. RefSeq names its product protein FAR-RED IMPAIRED RESPONSE 1-like. Lineage: Eukaryota; Viridiplantae; Streptophyta; Magnoliopsida; Fabales; Fabaceae. The record is from RefSeq and is a predicted model, not a curated record. The transcript has 7 exons. Gene Ontology annotation, molecular function: zinc ion binding. The coding region runs from base 66 to 1181 and encodes 371 amino acids.